AUGGAAUACCAAUUCUCUUACUUCCCAAUCCUUUUAACCUUCUUCCUCUUUAUGUUUAUGGUAUUCAGAAUAUGGAAGAAAUCAAAAAUCAGCAACUCAAUUCCAAAUCUUCCACCAGGUCCAUGGAAGCUACCUAUAAUAGGAAGCAUGCACCAUUUAGCUGGCUCUCUACCCCAUCGCCGCCUUAGAGACUUGGCCAACAAGUAUGGACCUCUCAUGCAUCUUCAGCUCGGUGAGCUUAGUAAUAUCGUCGUUUCUUCGCCGGAAAUUGCUAAACAAGUGAUGAAAACCCAUGAUGUCAUCUUUGCUAAUAGGCCUCCUCUUGUAACUGCAAGUGUUAUAACUUACAAUAACAAAGACAUCAUAUUUGCACCAUACGGAGAGUAUUGGAGACAGAUGCGAAAAAUUUGCAUGCUCGAGCUACUAACUGCAAGACGCGUGCAGUCCUUUAGAUCAAUAAGGGAAGAAGAAGUAUCGAAACUUAUGAGAUCCUUGUCUUCGAGUGCAGCAGGAUCACCAAUCAACUUUGGCAAGAUGUUCAGUGCUGUGAGCUAUAGCAUUAUUUCAAGAGCAGCGGUUGGUAAGAUAUGGAAGGGAGAAGAAAUUUUAAUACCAAUUGCCAAGAAAGUGGCAGAAGCAGCUGGAGGUUUUGCUCUUGCUGAUCUGUAUCCUUCCAUCAAAUUGCUCCACUGGCUGAGCCGAACGGUGCCUAGGCUUAAGAAACUUCAUCAACUGGCAGAUAAUAUAUACCAGAGCAUCAUUGAUGAUCAUAGAAGUAAAAGGGCAGCAGCAAUACCAGGUGCUUAUGAUGAAGAAGAUUUUGUAGAUGUCCUUCUCAACUGUCAGGAGCAAGGAAACCUUGAUAUCCCUAUUACAGACGAUAAUAUAAAAGCAAUCCUUGUGGACAUUUUCAAUGCCGGUAUUGACACGUCAACUACAGCAGUAGAAUGGACAAUGUCUGAGCUGCUAAAAGAUCCAAGAGUGAUGAGAAAAACACAAGAAGAGGUGAGGAAGGUUUUUGCAACUGAAGGAAAUGUUCAUGAAGACCGACUCCACGAACUCAACUACUUAAAGUUAGUCGUCAAAGAAUCUUUGCGAUUACACCCUCCUGCUCCAUUAUUACUUCCAAGAGAAUGCAUAGAGAGCUGUGUGAUUAGUGGUUAUGAUAUUCCGGUCAAAUCCAAGGUGAUUGUGAAUGCGUGGGCAAUUGGAAGAGAUCCCGAAUACUGGCCGGAACCUGAAAGAUUCUAUCCAGAGAGAUUUCAAGAUUGCUCGGUUGAUUAUAAGGGGACUGAUUUUGAAUUUCUCCCAUUUGGUGCCGGAAGAAGGGUCUGUCCAGGAUUGUUGUUCGGCAUAGCUAAUGUCGAGUUUCCACUUGCACAGUUGUUAUACCAUUUUGAUUGGAAACUACCCAAUGGAGUGGAACCAGAAACUCUUGACAUGGAUGAAGUUUUUGGAUCUGUAGUGAAGAGGAAAAAUGAUCUUCAUUUACUUGCUACGCCAUACAUUCCUCCACUUGCCAAGUAA
Messenger RNA from Mercurialis annua (annual mercury), 1527 nucleotides. RefSeq names its product desmethyl-deoxy-podophyllotoxin synthase-like. Gene Ontology annotation, molecular function: oxidoreductase activity, acting on paired donors, with incorporation or reduction of molecular oxygen; monooxygenase activity; iron ion binding. The transcript is spliced from 2 exons. Bases 1 to 1527 code for a protein of 508 amino acids. Lineage: Eukaryota; Viridiplantae; Streptophyta; Magnoliopsida; Malpighiales; Euphorbiaceae. The record is from RefSeq and is a predicted model, not a curated record.